This is a messenger RNA of Beauveria bassiana ARSEF 2860, 2010 nucleotides long. Its product is annotated as Phosphoesterase-like protein. NCBI's taxonomy places the organism in Eukaryota, Fungi, Ascomycota, Sordariomycetes, Hypocreales, Cordycipitaceae. The coding region runs from base 1 to 2010 and encodes 669 amino acids. The record is from RefSeq and is a predicted model, not a curated record. Gene Ontology annotation, molecular function: hydrolase activity, acting on ester bonds. The transcript has 4 exons.
AUGUUGUACUCUUCACUUGCUCUGACCCUUUUGGCUUCGGCCACGGGUGUGCAGGCCGGCUCACUCAAGGACAUUAAGCACAUUAUUCUCUUUAUGCAGGAGAAUAGAUCUUUUGACCACGCAAGUCCUACUCAAAUCAUAUUCUUCUCUUACUUUGGCACCAUGGCUGGUGUUCGCAACUUUGCCGACCCCAACGUCAAGAAGAAUGACGGUGUUCCCGUCACGAAGCAGCCCAUCAAAGGUACAAAAAAUGGUGUCAGCACUCUGUCUCCAUGGCACAUCAACUACCUCGGGGGUGACUGGAAGGAAGCUACUCAGUGCAUGACGGGCGGCUCAAACGGCUGGGACGCCAUGCACGGUGCCUGGAACAACGGCCGCGGCGACGGCUGGGUUACGUCUGAUACCGACUACAACAUGGGCUACUACAAGCGCGAGGAUGUGCCCACGCAUUUUGACAUUGCCGAGGGAUGGACCGUCAUGGACAACUCUCACCAGAGCAUCCUCGGAGUCACGGACCCGAACCGCAUCACCUGGAUGAGCGGCACCGUCAAUACCAAGGGGUCCCCCACCAACCCCGACGGCAGCGGCGGCAACAUUCUCUCCAACCGUGCCAGUCCGGGCUGCGACUCGCCCGGCAACAACUGCUUCCCUUUUACCUGGAAGACGAUGCCCGAGUACCUCGAAGAGGCGGGCAUCUCGUGGCGCGUCUGGCAGGACUUUGACAACUUUGAGGACAAUAUGCUGGCCUACUUUAAGCAGUAUCAAAACACACCACAGGGCGGUGCCCUGCGCGAAAAGGGCAUUUCCUUUCCGGGCCUUGAUGCCUUUUACGACGCGUGCGCCAAGGGCACUCUGCCUCAGGUCAGCUGGAUCAUUGGCGGCUCGGAGCAGAGUGAACACCCUCCCAACAUGCCCAUUGACGGCGCCUGGCUUCAGCGCAAUGUCGUCCAGGCUGUCAUCAACAGCCCUCUCUACAGCUCUAGCGCGCUUGUCGUCAGCUACGACGAGCAAGGUGGCUGGGCCGAUCAUGUCAUUCCUCCUGUUGCUCCUCGCGAUGCGGCUGGUGAAUGGAUCACCGACCCUUUUGAUGCUGGACGCGGCGUUGUCCCCAUUGGCCCUGGUCCUCGUAUUCCCCGCUACAUUGUCUCUCCCUGGACCCGUGGCGGCAACGUAUUUGCCGAGACUGGCGAUCACACUUCUGAUCUCAUGUUCAUCGAGGCCUGGGCUCAGGCGAACGGGUACGACGUCAAGAAUGAGGGCAUCACGCCCUGGCGUCGGGCCCACAUGACCAACAUGGUCAACGCCUUUGACUUUAACAAGCCAGACUACUCUCGGCCCAGCAUCACCCCUGUGCGCACCCCCGAGGCGCUCGACUACGACAACUGGAGCGGCAACCUCACCCUCGGCUCCCUGACGGGACCCUGGGUCGGCGCCUCCAAAUGCACCAGCGGCUACAGCCACGGCAACCACCCCGCGGUCCCCUACGGCCAGAAAAACGCCGACGAGGACAUGAAGAAUCUCGUAGAGGAAGGCCACAAGGAGAUUCGCGGCGCCAUCACCGAGGGCCGCUACAUUACCAUUGAGAGCGGCGGUCUCGGUCUCGGCCGCACCAAGGACGGCAAGGUCGUCGGCAUCGCCGCCGCCGACAAGCACGACGACUCUGCGCAGCGCUGGAUCAUUACCAACUCGGACGGCGACCGCUUUGGCAAAUCGUUUUACAUUCAGUCCGCCGACGAGGACCGCAGCUUCAUCACAUCCAAGGGCACUCUGUCCAAGGACCAGGACCAGGCGCAGGCAUUCAUUUUUGAGUAUGAGCCCGAGAGCGCCACCCACACCCUGCGUAGGGCUGGAUCUGACUCCAGCAGCGGCAAGUAUGUCAGCCUCUCCAAGCGCGCCCAGAAGAAGAUGAAGAAGAGGCGUGGCGACAUAAAGUGCCGCGACGUUGGCGACGUCAACUUUGACGGCGCCAAGACGUCGUAUAAGAUUUACGGUGUCAAUUACCGCUCAUAA